AUGGCAACUCUCGCUGAACAUCCUAUGCACGCCACGGCCUCGCCGAUGCCGAUGAACACUACUUACGACCAAGACCUCGACUCCUUUAUCAACUUCGAUCAACUCGCCUACACUUCCGCCGAGGCCGCCCGUCCCAAGGUUGCGCUCGCCAGCCAGCCGUCCAUCGCCGGCACUGAAUACAGCGCCAGUGAUGUCCGAAGCACCAGCUUCGCUUCCAGUGGACAAUCCCCUCUCGCCUUUCCCGCCCCUAGCCACCACUACGAAGAGCACCGCCAGCAGACCGGUCUUCCCCCCGGUGCCUUGUCCAUGACCUACAACCAGGUGCCCCAGAUAAACUUCAACAACGGCGCCCAGGCUUACCCGAUGAAUGGAGAGGUCUUCCCUUCACAAAUGAAGCGUGAGGAUACAUCCUUUGACUUCAACACUGCCCCGGUUCGCAACCCAUCUGAGAUGGACAUCGAGUCCGACGGUCUGCACAAUGUCCCGUACUUCUUCCAGGCUGGCGCUGGCAAGAACCAAUAUGUCGACCCUAACGCGCUCGGCGGCCAUGAGCUGGCUCAGGCCGGUCCGUCCACUCAGGUCGGCCGCAUGUACCCUGGCAUGCAUCAGCAGCAGGCUGCGAUGGCCAAGGCCCAACAACAAAAGCACAACGACAUGAUCCGUCAACAACAGAUGCAACACCGUCGCGUGGAGGAGGUUCCCAAUGCCGCCGCUCCCCGUGGCGCCCGCCAGCCCGAUCCCGUUGUCGAGGAGCGUAUCUCCCGCCUGCUCCAGCAGAUGCGUGCCAAUGCCGUUGCCGCCGGCGAGACUUCACCCAGCCCUUCCUCGGUUCUGCCUCACAUGGCCAAGGCCAAGAAGGACGAGGCUGAUAUGGAUGAGGAUGAGCGUCUCCUGGCUAGUGAGGAGGGCAAGAAGCUCAGCAGCAAGGAGCGUCGCCAGUUGCGGAACAAGGUUUCCGCCCGUGCUUUCCGCUCCCGUCGUAAGGAGUACAUUGGUCAACUCGAGAGCGAGAUCGCCACCCGCACCACCGAGGCUCACGAGCUGCGUCUCCAAAACCGUGCCCUCUACGAGGAGAAUUCCCGCCUCAACGACUUGGCCCGCAUGCUCCUGGGCUCUCCCCACUUCUCUAGCUUCCUGAACGACAUGCCCGACACCCUUCCAUCUCAAAUAGCCGCCCCUCAGCAGCCUCAGCAGCAAAUCCAGCACCAGCAGCCCGCCCCUCAAACCGCCAUGCCGGCCACUAUCCCCAAGGAGGCCGCAGCUGCCCGUCCCCAGGACUUCCAGAUGCAGCAGAACCCCCAGGUUACCAUGGCGAUGGUCCCUAACCAGGCCAUGGAGGCCUCCAUGAUGGCCAGCAAUGGUUGGAACUCGGGUAUCGACAUGAACUACAACGCUCCCGUCUUUGCAGUUCUGGAUGUGCCUGCUGGUCCCGAGCUUGACAUUGAGGCUCUCUGUGGCAAGUCGCUCACUCCUAUGUCCAGCGAGAAGAACGAGGCUCCAGUCCUUGACCUGCCCGAGAUCCCCGACUUGGAUGCCCUGACCCAGAAGUCUGAUGUCAGCUUCCCUGCUGACUCCGAGUCGGACCUCUUUGCUGAUUCUCCUGCCACUUCCACCACUGCUGAUGACUCGCUUGUUUUUGACGGUAUCCCGACCGAGAAGGCCUCCCCCAGCUACGAGCUGGUGGUGGAGACCCCCAACCAUGUCAGUGCCGCCGACAAGAACCGUUUGAGAUUACUUUGCCAGAGCAUGCACGCCGCCUUUGAGCGGGUGUCAUUAGCCACUUCCCACCUCCAGUGA
This is a messenger RNA of Penicillium cataractarum, 1797 nucleotides long. RefSeq names its product bZIP transcription factor. NCBI's taxonomy places the organism in Eukaryota, Fungi, Ascomycota, Eurotiomycetes, Eurotiales, Aspergillaceae. Gene Ontology annotation, molecular function: DNA-binding transcription factor activity. The transcript is spliced from 2 exons. Gene Ontology annotation, biological process: regulation of DNA-templated transcription. The record is from RefSeq and is a predicted model, not a curated record. The coding region runs from base 1 to 1797 and encodes 598 amino acids.